This is a messenger RNA of Kwoniella botswanensis, 432 nucleotides long. Its product is annotated as FK506-binding protein 2. The transcript has 4 exons. Gene Ontology annotation, molecular function: peptidyl-prolyl cis-trans isomerase activity. Gene Ontology annotation, cellular component: endoplasmic reticulum. NCBI's taxonomy places the organism in Eukaryota, Fungi, Basidiomycota, Tremellomycetes, Tremellales, Cryptococcaceae. The record is from RefSeq and is a predicted model, not a curated record. Gene Ontology annotation, biological process: protein peptidyl-prolyl isomerization. The coding region runs from base 1 to 432 and encodes 143 amino acids.
AUGUACAACCCCAAAACCCUCUUACUCGCUCUCCUCCUCUCCCUAGCUCUGGUCAUCGCAGCAUCGGGAAAAGCCAAAGAUCAACUUCAGAUCGGAAUCAAAUACAAACCUGAAGAAUGUCCUAUCAAAACUAGGAAAGGUGAUAAAUUAAGUAUGCAUUACACUGGAACUUUGGCAAAGGAUGGAAGUAAAUUUGAUAGUUCUUUAGAUAGGAAUCAACCUUUUGAGUUUACACUCGGUGCUGGACAAGUGAUCAGAGGAUGGGAUCAAGGAUUAUUAGAUAUGUGUAUUAGUGAAAAGAGGAAAUUGACUAUCCCACAUGAAUUGGCUUAUGGCGAAAGAGGUCAUCCUCCCGUCAUCCCACCUCAAAGUACUUUGGUUUUCGAAGUGGAAUUGUUGGGUAUCAAGAAUAGGUUCGUGGAUGAGUUAUAG